Physella acuta is the source of this 2308-nucleotide messenger RNA. RefSeq lists its product as uncharacterized. Gene Ontology annotation, molecular function: protein-cysteine S-palmitoyltransferase activity. Gene Ontology annotation, biological process: protein targeting to membrane; peptidyl-L-cysteine S-palmitoylation. NCBI's taxonomy places the organism in Eukaryota, Metazoa, Mollusca, Gastropoda, Physidae. Gene Ontology annotation, cellular component: endoplasmic reticulum; Golgi apparatus. The record is from RefSeq and is a predicted model, not a curated record.
CCGUUUCCAUGGACGCCUUUGUCAAAGAUGUGUGUAAUCCAGUUGAGUGUAUUGUAAGCCUAAGGGCCAGGACCAGUAAAGUAAAAGCGUCACAUGUUCAAGAUGUAGAUCGAAGAUUUUAAUGGAAAAGACGUUUUGCUGCUUUCGGUUAAUUAAUAUACAGAUUUUAGGCCAGACCGCGGUCACCGCUGAAGUGCCCUCAUUGGCCGCAUCGAAUUUAUUAAUAUUUUAGUUCAAAUCAAUGUGUACUGAUUAGUACGGUUCACUGAGCUUGAAGACGAGAGCCCGGGGCUUGAAAAGAAAAUAACUUAUUUACAAACCAGACUGGCAAGUGAACAUUUCAAAUAUACUUUUUUAAAUGAAGAGACAGCCUUAGUACUAGUCAAAAGAAGUAUCAGAAUAUAAUUUUAAUUCCAAACAAACAAUUUUAAAGACAGUCUUCAAAAUGGAUGAUACUGACUGCCCAUCCCAGCCUGAAUCUCUAAUGAUGGAUAGAUCAGAAACCGGACCUAAAGAGCCUCCUCCAAUGGAAAGUUUGCGCAGAAAGUUGCUAGCACAUUACCAGAAAGGUGUUAAGCGACCAAAACUACAAGCCUUGAGUUCUCCACUGACCCCAGAAGCAGUGAACAGAAUAGCAGUUCCAUUAUAUCUAUUUACUGUUUUCUCUACUUUGAAAAUUGGCCUGUUCCAUGUGAUGCCCCAGAUGUACGAGGGCAAUGACACGGUCAUUUUUGUACAGCAGGCAGUGGUCAUUGUGUUGGCCACUCAGCUCAUGAUCAACUGGAUUGGUAUUCGAUAUGUUGAUUCAUCCUAUUCAUGGUAUAUUUGCAAAAAUGGUGAUCCAUUAGUGAAAAGAGCUUUAGCAGGGAAUACACUUAACCAAAAGAUCAACCAACGAGAUUCAUCAUCAGCUAUGCUCAUGUCAUUAAUUACUGAAGAUUCAUCCAUUCACUCCACGAAUGGGCAUGCAGGGUUGGAGCAACGAGACUUGGGACAAGAGGCAGCUCAAGCCAAUGCUGAGAUGAACAAGGUUAACCAACAGAUCAGUAGCCGAUCUAUAGCUGAUCUCAUCAGUGUCACCACAGAUUCAAACUCAAACCAGCAGCAACACUCCAUCACUACUGAGGAUAUUAUCUCGCCCAAGCCAGUGAUUACAACUAAUGGGAAGGUUGUUACUAAAACCUACCCAUACUGGUCCUGGGUGCCUUGUUAUGAUUGUAAUCGGACUCGCCCCCCACGCUGCCACCACUGUCCAGUGUGUCGGACCUGUGUCCUAAAACGAGACCACCAUUGUUUUUUUGCUGGUGCUUGCGUCGGGUACCGCAACCAUAGAUUCUUUUAUGUAUUUUUAAUCUGGGCCUGGCUUAGCUGCAUCUACGCAACCCUCCAUGGAUUUCCCUAUAUUGCAUGGUACCUCUGGCAAGAUAUGUCUUACUUCGAUGUAUUUUUUCCGAUCACCAUAAUGAGAUUUAUUCUAGGAUACCAGUCGUUUCUUCCAGCCUUAACUGUGACAACUUUAACACUUCUGCUGUACUUUGAUGCCAUCACCAUGACAUUCAUCUAUGCACACACCUGUCUUAUAGCAUGGGGGUUAACGUCCUUUGAGAAAGCUUAUUUAAAAAGUUCUUUGGAAAUUAAAGACACACGUAGCCUGCGGCAAAAGAUAAGAGCCGUAUUUGGCUCAUACUGGGCCUUAAGUAUAAUUAUUCCUACCCAUUUUUUCUUUGAACCUGAAGAAAAUCCCAUAGAUUGGCCAUAUGUUCAGGUUAACAAGCACUAAACACAGAUACUUAAAAUCUUUAUAUAUUCUACAAAAUGUUUUUUUAAACCGAAACAAAAUGUUUUUUUAAACCGAUACAUUAAUUUUAGUUUUUAAAAUUCAAUUUGAGAUUUUUAAAUAUAGUGACAUUAAUAUUAUGGUUAGUUUUGAAUUACCUUAAAUGUCUAGUUCUGUUAAAAACAAGGAUUUUGAAGAUAUUUUUCUAAAAAAAAAUCAUUAGGGCCUAAAUUCUUACUUUUAUACUCAAUAGUCUAUACCAGUUUUGUUUGUUAUAUUUUUAUUAAAGAAUGCCUUAAUGAACUUUGAGCCCAGAUGUGAACCAAGUGACACCAUUACCACCACCAUCAGCAUCACCUCCAUCACCACUACCAACACCACCCCUGUUUGACAUUCAGUGAAUAAAAUGACACAAAAACUGAGCACUCUAAAUUCAAAGAGCUGACCUUUGGUGUCAUAGUUCAUAGGUCACUGUGAGAUAGUGAAUCUGAGAUGCCAGAUAAAUUAAAUAAACAAAUGAUCAAAUUUUAA